GCACAUGUUGGCCACCAAUCGUGCGUCAUCAAGGACCCAAGCAGCAUAAUGGCGGCCUCAGGCACAAAAUCUGUUCUGUUUGUCUGUCUGGGGAACAUUUGCAGAUCCCCCAUUGCAGAGGCCGUAUUUAGGAAGAUGGCAACUGAUGCAGGUGCUGUUGAUAAGUGGCUCAUAGACAGUGGCGCCACAUCCGACUGGAAUAUAGGCUGCUCGCCAGAUGGCCGUGGGCUAGCCUGCCUAAAGGGGCAUGGCAUUGAGAGCAGUCAUAGGGCCCGACAGGUGACUAAGGACGAUUUCAUGAGCUUUGAAUUCAUUCUCUGCAUGGACGAGAGCAAUCUGAGUGAGUUGAACCGGAGAGCAAAUUUGGUUAAAAAUCACAAAGCAAAGAUUGAACUUCUUGGUUCGUACGACCCACAGAAGCAGCUGAUCAUUAAAGACCCGUAUUACGGCAGCGAUGCAGACUUUGAAAAGGUGUACGAGCAGUGCCAACGAUGCUGCAAAGCAUUUCUGGAGGUGAACUCCUAAAAUUGUAAUAAUAACAAGCCUGUCAUCACGUAACUAACUGUGGUCAAUGUCAUGACUGGACCACCACAAGUUUCUUUGUCGCAAUUCAAACCACAUUUAGUAGCGUAGCAAUGCAUGUGUUGUAAUAAAAUAUACAACUCCCUCAA
Molecule: messenger RNA, 671 nt
Organism: Nerophis lumbriciformis (worm pipefish)
Lineage: Eukaryota; Metazoa; Chordata; Actinopteri; Syngnathiformes; Syngnathidae
Gene: acp1
Product: acid phosphatase 1
Biological process (GO): protein dephosphorylation
Cellular component (GO): cytoplasm
Molecular function (GO): acid phosphatase activity; non-membrane spanning protein tyrosine phosphatase activity
Source: RefSeq, a predicted model, not a curated record